Vigna radiata var. radiata (mung bean) is the source of this 711-nucleotide messenger RNA. RefSeq lists its product as uncharacterized. The transcript is spliced from 5 exons. The record is from RefSeq and is a predicted model, not a curated record. Bases 44 to 460 code for a protein of 138 amino acids. Lineage: Eukaryota; Viridiplantae; Streptophyta; Magnoliopsida; Fabales; Fabaceae.
GUUAAACUUUUUCCAGCACCAUAAUCUCUGUUGGCUUCAUUGAAUGAGAAAUAUAUCAAGUGAUCUAAUGGAAGGUGGUGGUAAAAAAGAAAGCUCAUUGCAUGACAUGAAGCUUUUGUUCGUUGAGAUGGGUGUUGGCUAUGAUCUUCAUGGUCAAGACAUAACAGCUGCUGCAAUGAGAGCAUGUAGAGAUGCAAUCGCUACCAAUUCACUUCCAGCAUUCAAAAAAGGUUGCAUCCCUGGUGUUACAUCAGAUGACAUGAAACUACAUGUGAAACUCGGGGUUCCUCAUCCUCUGCAACAAAACUUGGAUAAGGAUAAAAUCAAGUCUGUCUUUCCAUAUGGGCAAAUUAUGAAGUUUGACGUAGUGGAUGGUGGACUAGUGUGCUCAACUGAAGAAGUAGCUGAGAAGAACGAUGACUGCUACAUUGUUAAUGCUGCUGUGUAUGUUGGGUACUAGCCUUCUGCUAUCUUAGCUACCUUGGGAAACUUGUUGGUGUUUCAGUAAAGGUGCAAUGAAAAGUGUAAAUCUGCAAAGAUUUUACUUCAUCAAGUUGUAUUUCUUUAAUAGAUUUGGCUGUAUUAUCUUUUCGUUAUUUCCGAAUGCAUGAACGUACUUUUUUAUUAGUUGCCUAUGUUCACUAUUUCGUUGUAAUAAUUAUAGAACAAUAAUUGUAAUAUCAGCUUAAUCUAUAUUUUAUACAGUUAUUA